Messenger RNA from Lontra canadensis (Northern American river otter), 435 nucleotides. Its product is annotated as ubiquitin-conjugating enzyme E2 D3-like. The record is from RefSeq and is a predicted model, not a curated record. Gene Ontology annotation, biological process: ubiquitin-dependent protein catabolic process; protein polyubiquitination. Gene Ontology annotation, cellular component: nucleus. Lineage: Eukaryota; Metazoa; Chordata; Mammalia; Carnivora; Mustelidae. Gene Ontology annotation, molecular function: ubiquitin conjugating enzyme activity.
AUGGCACUGAAAUGGAUUAGUAGGGAACUUAGAGACUUGGCCCAUGACUCACCAGCACAACAUUCUGCAGGUCUGGUUGGAGAUUGCAUGUUUCAUUGGCGAGCAACAAUCGUGGGACCUAAUGACAGCUCAUAUCAAGGCAGCGUAUUGUUUUUAACAAUUAAUUUUCCUGCAGAUUACACCUUCAAAUCACCUAAGGUUGCAUUUACAACAAGAAUUUAUCAUCCAAAUAUUAAUAGUAAUGGCAGUAUUUGUCUUGAUAUUCUAAGGUCACAAUGGUCUCCUGCUGUAACUAUUUCGAAAGUUCUUUUAUCCACUUGUUCAUUGGUGUGUGACCCAAGCCCAUAUGACCUAGUACCAGAGAUUGCAUGGAUCCAGAACAGAGAGAAGUACAACAGAAUAUCUUGGGACUGGAUUCAGAACUAUGCCAUGUGA